UGCUCUGUGCCAGACGCGGCUGGAGCUUGGGUUCCGGCCAGUUUGUGAGGAGAAGGAGCCGGAGGAGGGAGCCUCUUCCUUCCUUUCCCGUAUUCUUUUCUUCUCCGGCGGCCUCAGUCUGUUUUUCAUCUUGCUCGGAGCGGAGCUAUGAGAGAAACCCACACGCGCAGAUGAUUUGCAAGUUAAACUUCUGAGUUUCUCCAGCUUCUUGCACCAAGAUGUUUACCACGAAUCCUGCAAACUGGGUUACUUUUGAAGAUGAACCCCUCUUCCAGUCUCCUCAGAAGGCAGGAGGAAAUCAUAGUGCUUGCAAAGCAAAUGGGCUUAAACUCCUUCUGCCUAAGAUGCAUGAUUUGUCAAGCCAAUCUUCCUCCUCCUCCAGCAAUACUUCUCUCUCCUCUUCUGUAGUUGACUACUACUUUAGCCCUGGCCCUCCUAGUAAUUCUCCACUCUGUACACCCACCAAAGAGAAUUCUGUAAGUCCCUGUUUUCCCAAAUCAGGAGUUCACCUUCUGUAUCCUAUUCCAGAGUUGUCAUCCAACAUCAGUCUUCUCCCAUCGGCUGAGCCAUCCUCUCAAAAACUGACAGGUAUUUCUCAGAUUGAGCACCACUCAGAGUUGUCUGCCCCUAACCCAACAGAUGAUGCAAAUGUCUCUCAUCAAGACAACUCAAAGAAAUUGGAAGAUUCCUUAGAAUCACAAACUUUUUUCCAGUAUGUUCAGGAUGACUGUGCUUUCUCUAGUCCAUUUUGGUCAGAAAAUUCACCUUGUGUGUCUUCAUCUAGCUUUGAUGUGCAUAGAAAGAAUUCAGACUUUGAAAAGGGUUGUUGCCCUUCCAAAGAAAAGGAAAGUUUGCCUGAUCAGAAGAGCCUCAACCAGGCGUCAUUCAACUAUUUUUGUGAUAGGCUUGAGCACUUGCAAACGGAUUCUUCAAAUAAUGAAAGGACCUUGACAGCCAUGCCAUGCAUGUAUACCGGAGAUGGAUUCUCAUCAUUCAUUCCUCACAGCCUCUUCAGCAGCCAGAGAAAAGAUGGCUGGCCUUUCAUGUUGAGGAUUCCUGAAAAGAAGAACAUGAUGUCGUCAAGGCAGUGGGGACCUAUAUACCUUAGGGUCUUAUAUGGAGGAAUCCUACAAAUGUACUAUGAAAAAGGCCUUGAGAAACCUUUCAAAGAAUUCCAGCUGCAGCCAUUUUGCAAGCUUUCAGAACCCAAGCUCGAGAACUGCAGCAUUUCUGGGAAAAUCCAUACUGUAAAGAUUGAACAUGUUUCGUACACGGAGAAAAAGAAGUAUCCCAAAGCUGAAGUGGUUCAUGAACCAGAAACAGAACAGAUGCUGAAGCUGGGGACAACGGAUUACAAUGACUUUACUGACUUCUUGGGAAUCGUUGAGGAAGAGUUAAUGAAGCUUCCUGCUCUUUCCAAACAAAAGAGACAUUAUGAAGAACAGGAAAUUGUUCUGGAGAUAGUGGACAACUUUUGGGGGAGGAUCACUAAAGCAAAAGGGAAACUAGUUGAAAGUGCUGUCAUCACACACAUUUAUUGUUUGAGCUUUGUGAAUGGAAAUUCUGAAUGCUUUUUGACACUAAAUGACUUGGAGCUUAAGGGAAGAGGUGAGCAUUACUUUGAGAAGGACGCUGAGAAGAAAUGGAUUGAAAUCCUUGACUAUCACUUCCAUCAAUGUGUGAAAAAGCAAGAGUUUGAGCAGUCAAGGAUAAUUAAAUUUAAACCACCGGAAGGCUAUAAGUUAGAGCUGAUGCGUUUCAGGACGCAGUAUAAUGGAUCCGAUCUUCCAUUUUCUGUCAAGGCCUUGGUAGUAAUUCAGGGAGCUUACGUUGAACUCCAGGCUUUCAUAAACAUGUCCCCCUUUGCUCUGGCUUCAGUGCAUUCACAUUCCAUGAAAUACUGUGAAAAUAUUAUGGUACACUUUCCUGUUCCUCCACAGUGGAUCAAAACUCUUUGGACCAUGAACCUCCAAAGACAGAAGUCCUUGAAAGCAAAAAUGAACAGAAGAACGUGUCUUGGCUCUUUAACAGAGAUUGAAUCUGACCCUGUCAUACAGGUUUCAGUUGGAACAGCCAAAUAUGAAAGUGCCUAUAGAGCCAUUGUUUGGAAGAUUGACAGACUUCCAGAUAAAAACUCAAGUCCAGAUCAUCCACACAGUUUGUCUUACAAACUAGAACUUGGGUCGGAUCAGGAAAUCCCCUCUGACUGGUAUCCCUUUGCCACGGUGCAGUUUGUUGUAUCUGAUACAUCUGCUUCCGGAACUGAGGUGAAAUCACUGGGCAUUGAGAGUGACAUUCAACCCCAGAAACAUGUGCUUCAGAAAGUGUAUUAUAACUGCCAGGUUGAAAUUGAGAAGAAAUGGAUUAGACUUGAUGGUGAAGAUCCCAAUAAGUGUGGGAGUUGUCAGAUGCAGUAGAAAGGAGAAGAGAGAAGUAAUCUGGUGUGCUGUUAGGAUUAUGGGAAAUAUUGGUUGCAAGCAAGAGUUUUAAUUGCAGCAAAGCAGUUGAUUUCUGCGUAUAUCGGUUUGUCAUGUUGAAAGACUGCGUGUACAGUUGGGAGCUUGCACUCUUAAACUUUUAGCUUAUUGACUCUGAUGUCCUCUGAAAAGUUAAUAUUGUAGAUUGAUUUCAUACACCAGCUUGACAAUUAAUGGCACUUGAUAUGAACUUUUGUGAGUCAGUUGACCAUCAGGCUUUUAGUGAUAACAUCAAAAUAUUUUGGCUUUUGAUAUUGUCUAGAUGGAUAAAUUAUGGAAUUAAAAUUAAGUUAUUUAUAUUUAUAUGUAGUUUAUUCAUAUAAUCCUAUGUAUUCCACUUCUCAGUAUUGGUAAAGAAUGCAGGCCCCAAAUGUACAGUAAAAGGGUGUCAUUUGGCAGUGUGCUUUAAACUUUUAAUGGGUCAUGAACUCAAUCAUCUUGUAGGUUUUGGAUAGUUCCUUCAAUAUGUUCUUCCUCUACAGAAGAAUAUUCAUGUGACAAACAUUACACCAGAAUGCAAAAUGUACACAGAUUUUUCACAAUAGUUCAGUUGGCAAGAGCUGUCAGGAAUCUAAUCCAUUGCUUAUAGAUCUUGAAAAUCGACACUGAUUCAGCAUUUCAUUGAAACUGUUCACAUACAUUUACAGAGAAAGACAUGCCACAGCAAAGGAACCAGUACAAAAGUGCCUUUUCUUUGGCCUCUAUUUUUGUUUGUAAAUUGAAGUUUUUCCUUUGGAAGAGAGUUCUACCUGGGCUUAUGUGCAUGCAAAAAAAAGGGGCGGGGGGAAGAAAAAGAGAGAGAUUUGGAGUAGCAAAAGUUCCUGUCCUGAACAGAUAAGGAGAAGUUUUCACGUCAGUGUCUUGGAGGGAACAGAGUUCUUUUUAAUAUGUUUCCAACAGUUACAAAUUAUUUUGGAUCUCCAACAAGAGCAGAUGUUAAAUCUGGAAUAAAACUAUGUCCUGAAUUGGUAGCUGUAAGAUCCAGGAGAACCAGAUGAACGUGGAAAGCGAGAUGUUCCCUUGCACUGGCAGCUGAGCUAGAGUUUGCUUAAAGGGUGUGCGGCAGAACAUUCCUAACUCUGAAGGGAAAUAUGUAACUGUAAAUGCUUUGACAACCGUGAUCAGCUUAACCUUUUGCAUGCUGGUUUUUGAGCUUAUUGGCCAGAUCAGUUUAUCUUCUCGCAAGAGGCAACUUCUUCAUCCUUUCCUUUUCGAGGCCUGUGUUUUAUACUCUGGAGUCCAGAAGAAUGUCUGUCUCUGUUUUACUUUGUAUUGAUAGUUUUCUGCUUUAUUGCAACUUCUCUAGAUGCUAUCUUUGUUGCAUGUAAGUCUUUUUGGAAUAAAAUUGCAAUAGCAUAUUUCAUCUCACUUUAAUACUUUUGUCCUGACUGCAGAUUUUGAAUACAAACUGCAACACUUAAGUUAAUUUGCCCCAAAGGGGAAAUGAUUUAGUUAAUUUUUAUUAAUCUGGAGAACGUAUAUUAUAAUUCUAGUUCAGCACACAAUAGAAACCAAUAUUAAGUUACAUUCUAAAUUCUCUGUAGUUUUAUGAAAACAGUUAAUUCUAAAGAUACUUCUGCUUCCUAAUCUCAUUUUAUUAGUAAAUUCUCUUGAAAUGUCAAAAGUAUCUUUCAGUGAAAAUACUAGCUUGCUUGUAUACAGCUUCCUAGAUGGAUUUUUUUUCCUCUGGAGAUAUUGGGGAAGAAUAAAAUUGCCUUUCACAUUUAGGCUGUCAUUUUCAACCACACACCUCCACCCUCCAUUUAUUUUAACAAUAUUCGUUUGUGCUCUGGAAUGGAAGGCAUGAAACUUUCUAGAUUGUUUUACCUUAAGAGAGAAGUAGCUUAAAAUGCAUAUGUGUGCACAGUUCAAACAUGAAGCACGGUGAGUGAAUUUUGGAUGGAGUACAGAAAGGGUAUAGAUCUUGGCACAAAUGCAGCAUUCCAGAAGUCUUAAUUGCUCAUUUAGAUUGUUGGCAGAAAAUUGUGCGUUCUACUAAAAUAAUAAUAUCCAGUUAAUAGCAAGAACAAUACUGUGUUAUAUUAUGCCUCUAAAUAUAUAACAUAGGAACAUCUAUUUUGGAGUUCUCUCUUCAUAAGAUUUAGCCUGGGUUCAUUCUAGAUUGAGGGCUUCCUCAAAUGUGAAAGUGUUGGAAUCGACCAAAUAAGAUAUGGGGCACCUGAUACAUGAUGCUUUGUGUUGAAAUAAAACUAGAAAUUGGUGUGUACCUUAUCAAAAGUGUAAAAUGGUUAGAGUAGGAUGAGAAGCUGAGAUGGAUUGAGUAAAAUGGUGAGGAUGUACAGUUGGUUAUACACCAUACUCAGCUGCCUCAUAAUUCCUGCACACCUAUUUAUUUCUUAUUGUAAAAAGAUCAGUGUAACUUCUCCCUAUCUGGAAUUAUUCUCCUGGAAAAGUAUACAUGGAAAUGGUAAAGUCAGAAUUAUAAGUCCACAUGGAUUCCACCACCACCCUCUAAGAAAGAUCUGUAAGGAGGAACUGCUAAGAAACUUAACUUGCUUGAUGGUAUUUCCCUGUGUGAUUGUGGAGUCAAAGAAAGGAAAGAGCAGGCUUUGAGGGCAAGCUCUACCUUGCAUAACUGAGCUGUUUGACAUGAUGAUUGUAUAUGAGGAGUGGGUAAAGGCAUGUAACUUUGGAGGAAGAGUGUCACUUCCCUGUCACUGCAUUGUUACCUAUGCACCAGUGUAAACUAAGUUCAAUGCAAUAUUAAUAGUAAGUGCUGCAGCUUAUUAGGUCUGUUUAUUUCUAAAUGCUAUUAGGUUGGAUUGAUUUGUUAUACUAAGAAUAGACCUGUUGAAAUCAACAGGGCUUUAAUUACUCAUGCCUAACUUUGCCCCAUUGAUUGCAGCUGGUCUGUUCUGACUAUGCUAAAUUUGGAUCCAUCCCAUUUGGUACAAUCCAAAGAUGACCAACGCUUGGAUGUGUUUGCUUUUAAGUGUUGCUCAGAAUUUCUGGAAAGCCAGCAUUGUAGGCAGGGUAUUGGUAAUAUUACAAUACUGCUUUUUAUAGGAGUAUAUCUUAGCAAACCUAAGUGCACAACCACUUAGCUACUGAAAUUAGUAGGUAGGUGUCACAUUGGUAUGUGUAUUGAUUCAGAGUGUAAAUAAAUAAAUAAAUAAAUAAUGCUUAAUAUAAGAAGUUUUCUGUAUAAGUUCUAAAACAGACCAAAGCUUUAAUCUUGUAACAGUCUUUUACAGAUUUGUUUUUUAACAAUUAAAAUUGUAUAUUUUAAAA
Messenger RNA from Elgaria multicarinata webbii, 5729 nucleotides. RefSeq names its product stonin 1 (gene STON1). The transcript has 4 exons. Lineage: Eukaryota; Metazoa; Chordata; Lepidosauria; Squamata; Anguidae. Gene Ontology annotation, biological process: regulation of endocytosis; synaptic vesicle endocytosis. The coding region runs from base 219 to 2417 and encodes 732 amino acids. Gene Ontology annotation, cellular component: synaptic vesicle; clathrin-coated vesicle. The record is from RefSeq and is a predicted model, not a curated record. Gene Ontology annotation, molecular function: clathrin-cargo adaptor activity.